GGCAUUUAUUUCAAACUAUCAUUGGAGAGACGUUACGCUUUGUUAUCAUUUUUCUGGAUAAAACAUUUUAUUGCCAGCCCAAUUUKCCGCUUCUGGAAAAGUAAUAAGUACAAUUUUCAUAAAAUUAUUCAUAAAAAGACGUUGAAGCAAAAAAAAUAUUCUGCGCAGGAGACGAGUGAAGUCAAGGAGAUUCUACGCGAAGAAAUCUGGUGCGUUUGAAUGUGUACUACUGAUGCGAUGGUCGUCUUGCAGCUCGUUAGAGCUUUUACGCUUUUAAUAUCUCCCGAGAACAUCAUUUAAGGGAUACAAUGGUGAUUUUGUAGUGUGGGAGUGCUAUUAUUUGUCCUGGGGACAUGCGAGCAUUUAUAAUAUGCAGUCAAUUGGUGUUAGAUCAGUUGAUUUGUGCCGUGGACCCGGUGGCUUUGGUUUUACCCUUUCUAGCCAGGGGCCUUGUGUACUAAGCUGUAUUUUAGCUAGUUCUCCUGCUCACAAGGCCGGCUUACGGCCUGGUGACCAAAUACUGUUCGUAAAUGGAAGUUCAGUGGAGAAAUUCCCGCAUGAGCAAGUAGUCAAGUUGAUUGCUCGUUCACCAAAUGGUAUCGUGAAUCUUGGUGUGCGGAACCGUGCUGAUUCUACUGAGGAUCUAACCACACWAAAGCCAGCAACUAAUAAUCGCACUGAAACGGAGACUGCAGUCAACGAGAAUAUUCUAAAUAGUGUAGAUAAAGUUGUAGAAGAGCUGAAAUCAGGCCAGCUAACUCUUCACAAACAGCCACCUUUGCGCUAUGGCUCUCAUGAGCAAGCAAUCACUGAAGAUGAAAUUGUUAGCGAUGAAGAACUUAGAGCUUCCUUUACAGAAACCCUUCGAUCUGAGAGCUCUUGUGAUAGCGUAUUUAUAGACCACAAUCACUGUAUUGACAAUCGKCGUGCUAGCGAGGGAGACGGUCUACCUGGACUAUCUGCUCAUAAACGAUUACACUAUCCUGUUUUAUCUCCUUUGCAGAACGACUCCGUCACAGACACUGAAACUAAGUCUGAAGCAGAUCUAACGGCAGUAGUUGGGUAUUUAGGCUCCAUCGAACUCCCAGGGAAUUCCAGCUUGCAAAGUGCAAGUUURAACGCCAUUCGAAGUUGUGUGCGUCGAUUACGCGCGCAGCAAAAGGUUCACGUAAUAUUUUUAUUAGAGGUUUCAAUCAUUGGGAUUCGAUUGAUUGAUAACAAUGGCAAAACUGUCGUAACGUACCCUGCCAAGUCACUUGCGUUUACAGGAGUUUGCGCUGAUGAUAAAAGGGUUUUUGGUGUUGUGACAAAAAAAGUGAAUGAAGCACCUCGACCCAACAGCUGGCAUACCAAUGAUAUAAUAAUGGAUUCGUCUGCUUCUACUACUGUUACUUCUUCGUGUCAUGUGUUUACUGUCGACCCAGAGAUCUCCUUACAUGACAACCACACAAACAUAGCAGAACGAUUUCAUAUUGAAUGCAAACCAGUAAAUGACAAAUGCAAACAAUUCUUGGAAUCAUCUUCACCCAUUUUACAAGCUAUUGAUGAUCUUUUUAUUGAAAAAACUGAUUCUAUCUUGUAUAAUGAAAAGUCGGAGGGCUUGCAAUUCCAUUCAUCCACUCAGUCAAAAGAACAUGACAUUGAAAAUAUGAACAUUGAUUCGCCUUGUCAAAAUAUCGAAAUUGAAAGAUAUGGCAAAAAUGUCUUGGAACAAGAGGAAGUGCUCUUAAGAAAGGAAUCACAUGUAAAUGAAUGUAUUAUGGAAACACCAAAACACAGGAUACAUGUGAGAGUUACUGACUGCCCAGAAUCAAUUCCAAACAGUCAAUGGCCCUCUGUUAAUGAAGAGCCAUUUCGACACAGAGUUGUACAAAUUGAACAUGUUAAAACAUUUGUUAAAAGAGAUGAAAAUGCACUUGAAGAAAGUCAAGUUGCCAGAMAAAAUGAUACCUUUGUUACAAAGACAAAUUAUGAGACAAAAGAGARUCAUGAUGUUGUUGAAUAUUGUGGCGAGAACAAUCAAUCAGUGGAAAUCAUCAAAACAGAAAUACCUGAACCUAAUGGAGGUUCUCAAGAUUUACAAAUGUCAGCCAACAGCAAAGAAGAURAGAGUGCUGAUUCUAGGUUAUCCAAUUCACAUUUCUUUGUUAAUCCUACAAAGAGGCUGAGUCAUUCUGCUGAGAACUUGACGCAUAAUGAUUAUGAAACUGUUGUGUCAUGCAGCUCAAAUCUUAACCUUAGUCCAAGUGUAUGCUCCAGUACACAUAGUAUUCACAGCAUCAGUAGUUURCCAGGAGAUGUCUCUGCUAUUGAAGGACAAGCCUCUCGAUGGGCUCUUGGAUUUGAUAAACUAAUGGAGGAUCCUAGUGGCCUAAAAUGCUUCCAGGAAUUCCUCAAAAAAGAGUUUAGUGAAGAAAAUGUUGUWUUUUGGGUAGCAUGUGAGGAAUUCAGAAACCUUACCACAGAGAAAAAGCUUAAAGCAGAAGCAAUAAAUAUCUUUGAUACACAUCUCAGCUCCAAUGCAACAAUGCCUGUAAACAUUGAUAGCUCAGCCAUUAAACUUGCAGAAGAGAACUUGGCUAAUCCAACAAGUGACAUGUAYAGGCUUCAACAGCAUCAGGUGUAUACUCUUAUGAAGUUUGACAGCUAUCCAAGGUUCCUAAAGUCUGAUGUGUACCGACAAUGUCUUGUAGCUGAUAUGGAAGGUUUACCAUUUCCUUAUGAUGAGGAAAAGCMUGAUAAAGGAAAACUCUUUAAAAAGGGCAAUGGCCUUUCACUGUCCUCAGAAGAUUCAGAGUGUUCCAGUCUAAGCAGCCGUGGAAGCUACACUUUUGAAAUCAAGCGAUCAACCAAGGGUUGGGGUAGACGAAGCAGUAAGAAAAGCUCAAGUUCUUACGAUGAGCCAAAGACGCCAUCAGAAAAGAAAAGGUCAUUUCUUCCAUGGAAAGGAAAGCAGCCAAAGAACAAAGCUGUUAAUCGUCCGUUUGAUAGUCAACCAAGCAGCGCAAGAAGUUCAUUAUCGUCUUUAUCUGAUUCCUUUCCAAGCAUGAGUUACUCCAAUGAGUCACUUGAGGGUCGUCGUGAGAGUGACACCUUUCAGUUCUGCCGUGUAGUGAUGCCAGACCAUUCGUCAACUAUAAUAACCGCUAAACAAGGRCAGACUUUGCGGCAAGCCUUGACACAGCUCUGCGAUAGAAGACACAUGUCGUUUGUUACAACCGAGGUGUUUAUUGGAGGUUCUGAUAGGCCUGUACAGGAUAARCAGCUGGAUGCUGAUAUUGUCAGCAUGGCUGGGAAAGAGAUCAACCUCGAGCAUAGAUCAUUAUUCAGGGUCGAACUAUCUAAAGGACUGGCAUAUUUGGUAAAGGCUAGACCUGAUCAGUCAAUAYUUGAGAGUAUUGAACCCUUACUGGCUCGCUUUAAUAUGGAAUACUCCAGUGUAAMCUUACACUUGGUUGAUUGUGAAGUACCUUUGGACAGUGGAAUCCCAGUGGCCUCAAUUGAAAAUCAAUAUAUUAUCAUAGAAAGCAACAAUCAGCUGACUGCCAACAACAAUGGUCCACCAAAGAUCAGCAUCAAGCCACCAGUGGGCUUCAGUUCCCCACGACAUAGCAGCAGGCGGGGUAGCAGCAUCGAUGAUUCCAUCUUUGAUGACAUCGUACGCGGAAAAAAACAGUCUCUGGGCAGCGGUUACUUUGACGACGCAGGUGUCUGGGUACCMGGAUUAAAGCCGUUUCGUAGCCAGGAGUCUUUGAAUGACGAUAGUUUCGGUAGGAGCUUUCUUCGAGGGCCAGGACUGUUUAGUAAAAAGCGCAAAGAAGCGAACGAUAAGGAUAAAUCGUUAAGCAAAUCAGGUCGCUACCAGGGCAAUACCAAGAAUAAUACAGAAGUUACAGAAUUAUUAGAUCUUCUUAGUAGAGCACAGGGUAAAAGGAUGGAUGAUCAAAGAGGAGAGCUUGGCAAACACAGUUUCGAACUUCCCGACUUUUUACGUAUUCCUGGUAGUACCAUUUCGCCCUUAAACGAGACCCAAAAUUCUCCAGCGCCAAUCCCACCGCCACCGCCACCACUCCCUGUGUUGCCACUUCACACCACUGGAAGCUUAAAGUUAAGAGGAGAGACUCGACCUGUUGUACGAAAGACACGAUCAACUCCAUCCGGUGGAGGAGACUUAAUGUCAGAGUUGGCUGAUAAAUUAAGACGGCGAUCUACGUCAGAGAACAYGCCAAUUCCUGAGGGUCACGAGAGCGAAGACAGCGCGCGCUCAUCAGGUAAACCAUAUGAUUCAAGUUUAAGUACAGCGUCACCAUGGGAGCCACGUGGCGAACGUUAUCGUAGGAUCAAUACGGUUCGCCCCAGGACAACGGAUGGUGCUGUAUUCAAGGUUGAGGCGGUGACSCCUGUUCGAUUAGACCGGCCUAUGAGCCCAACUGGCGUAACCAUAUUACACUCUGAAAGCAUGCCUGAUACCCUACAGUCACGCACACGUAGUACCCAACCACUUACAGUGAAUGCUAUUCGCGGGUUUCCAACAUCCACGGGCAAUAUAAUGAACAGAAUAGAUGAAACUGACAAAAGCUUCCGGGUCGUACAGGCCGUCCAGGUGCAUAAAUACAACACCAAGCAGAGAACUCUCUCGUCGUCUAGUGCACCCGAUUACUCCACGAACAUACCGUAUGUUUACGAAGUAUCUGAUGACCAAGAAAUGACAAAACCAUCGAUCAAAAGACGCCAAAGUGAUGGUGUGACAAGUUGUGCUAAAGGAAAUCUCUCUCCAUUUCAUAUCCCACAGAUUAAUUCACGAAAGACGGAGGUUUUCGUACCAACUACACCUGGAAUUAAACCUUACCGCAUUCUAAGCUCCGAGUCCAAACCACGUCCUAAGCCAAUAACAAAYUCGGCCGAGUUAAUGGCAGGUCUUGAAGAAGACAUGAAUAUACCCCCUAUAGUACCACCCCCUCCCCCGUGUGAUCUUAGUCUUUCAUCGUUUGUUUCACCAAGAGUGGUGCCUACGACUUCGUCAGAUAGAAAUACCACUAGUCCUUUACCACUUCCCCCUUCACCAAUACCCGACCACCUGGGUGAGCUAGAAAUCGCGAAUUUUCCUCCACCAACUCCGCUGACCAAUUUCAAGGGAAAGGUAAAUCAAUGUACACCAUUGACCACGCCCAGUGAUGCCAUAAAUAAGACAAUAACACCAGGAACUAGUGAAAGAACCRUUGUUGAGGAUCCUUAUGAUGAAGGAACGCCUUACGGUACACAUAAGAACCCAAACAGAGACCCUGCUUCUAUGGCCUUCGAGGAUUCUCGGACGGCAGUUGGUGGGACAGAAAUUCCGAAGAAACUAGACCCGUAUGUGACAUAUGAGAGUGACGAUAUGAGAAUUACAUUUGUCUGAGAGUACUUCGGGUACUCCCUCUAUUGCAUGCAUUUCUUUACUCUUUUGCUAAUGAUUUUCGGUCCGUUGAUCUUUGCCCUCUCGACGCCAUGCAGUAGCUAUUGGAUGGUUUUCUAUUAAGUACAGUUGAAUAUUUCACCAGUAAUUUGAUGCUAUUAAUAAGGGCGCGUUGUAUAUAUAAUAACAUAUUCGAGUAAARUACUACCCAUUGAUAUUUUAUAAAAAUCAUCAAACAAUCAUAUUUUCCUAUAAAUAUCUCAAUGUUUAGCCAAAGAAUUCACUUUAUAAGAGAGCCAUUUCGCAAAUUUCAAAUUAAGUACGUUUUAGAAGAAAGUCCUAGUGAACUUGUUAUUAAAAACCAACUGAGGUACCUUGGUGUUUACAUUCCACCUAACUCUUGUUUUGCGUUCGUGUAUUUCAUAAGAAGUGGCUAAUAUGUGAUAUUUAAAGGAUAAAAAUAGCAAAGAUGASAGAAACACAUAGGAAUUAUAUUUACGGUGUUUGUAAAAUUAUCAGGAAAUCUAUUUUUGAGUUUUUAURAUGAUAUUGUGUUCUCUGCACUCUAAAGUAUUUUAUUUAUCUUUAAGCUUCACGAAAUAACGUUAUAUUAUAGGAAACUAAAUAUUUUUGAACUUUGACGAGAAUAUCUAUCAGAUAUGGAUGAAGUUAAAGAACUCCUUUUUAAUGUGAAACGAUAUAACUACUAUGAAAGUUUAUUAUGGAACUAUUUCGCAUCUAUUGUAUUUUGGGGGCGUCCAGUGCCAGUUAGUUGACCUCAAAACAAGUCGACCACACCUGAUAAUAAUAUAAAAAUUAGGUAACACCUWAUAGCGGAGCUCCAAUAUAUGGCAAAAAGAAGAGAAUUAUGCAGUUCUAUUUCAAGGAUAGCCUUAGUAGACGUACGCUGUUUYGAGGAAUGUAUGCGAAUAAAUAUUCUACACAUA
This is a messenger RNA of Exaiptasia diaphana, 6342 nucleotides long. RefSeq names its product regulator of G-protein signaling 12. Gene Ontology annotation, molecular function: GTPase activator activity; protein binding. The transcript has 16 exons. NCBI's taxonomy places the organism in Eukaryota, Metazoa, Cnidaria, Anthozoa, Actiniaria, Aiptasiidae. The record is from RefSeq and is a predicted model, not a curated record. Bases 371 to 5398 code for a protein of 1675 amino acids. Gene Ontology annotation, biological process: signal transduction.